AUGAAAGCACUCACCCUCUCCCUGGGCAUAUUUGCCCUCGCGCGCGCCGCUCCCGCCCCCUCCCCAGACCCCCUCUCCGGCGCCACCAUCGUCGACCAGCAAGUCACCGUCCAGGUCUUCCCCGACCAGCCGCCCGUGACGCUCAACGGCACGCUCCAGGAGGUCGAGGCCCAGCUCCGCCAGCUGAACCCCGACUGGGACUCGACGACAGCGUCGGGCAGCAACCAGGCUCGAGCAGCGGUCCCCGAUGACGUCAACGCCGCCGCCGGCCUUGAGAAGCGGGUCGACGAGGACUGGAGCAAGGCCAAGGUCAUCUGCUCACAGGGCAACUGGGGCUACGUCAACAACCUCGCGUACAACGAGAUUGUAAACAUAUACGAGAACUCGUGGCGGUCCAACACGGCCGCCGUGCUGCGGCCGGGGCCCAAGAAGUGCGGCAGGCUCUACUGCGCGUACCGCACCGCCUUCUACGCCUGCAACGAUAACGCCGAAAAGUACAGCGUCCACGACUUUACCGUCAUGUCGCACGCCAUCAGGGAAAUGUGGAAGCGUUGCGGCAACAACGAGCUCCACGACAUGAAGGGGGCACAGAUCUUUAGCCCGAAUAAAUGGAACAUCAUCAUGGAGCAAAAUCUCGACUGCUAG
Purpureocillium lilacinum is the source of this 645-nucleotide messenger RNA. RefSeq lists its product as uncharacterized. NCBI's taxonomy places the organism in Eukaryota, Fungi, Ascomycota, Sordariomycetes, Hypocreales, Ophiocordycipitaceae. The record is from RefSeq and is a predicted model, not a curated record.